Molecule: messenger RNA, 969 nt
Organism: Octopus sinensis (East Asian common octopus)
Lineage: Eukaryota; Metazoa; Mollusca; Cephalopoda; Octopoda; Octopodidae
Exons: 6
Coding region: 52-885 (277 amino acids)
Source: RefSeq, a predicted model, not a curated record
ACUAGUAACAUUUCGUUCUUGAUAGCCAUUUCUACCCAGAAAACAGAGAGGAUGUUGCUGAGGAAGUGUCUUCAGGUUAUUUUUCUCUUCUACAUCUCAUUGACAUUUGGAAAUGGACUUGAAUAUCUGACGUAUUUUAUAAAAGUACAACACUGUGAUCUGAAAGAUGCUAAAACAUUGAUGACACUUGAUGUGGAUGCCUUCGACUGUUCGAAGAGGUGUUUUGAAACUUCUGCAUGUAAAUCCUUCGUGAGCAGAACGAUAAGUCCAAGAUGUAUUUUAUACGAAAAUGACUCAACAGAGAAAAUUCUAACAGGGGAAAAUAAUGCCUAUUUUUAUCAGUUGAGAAGAACUGUGCCGACCAAGUAUAGAGACGGAAAAUGUCCCAUGGAUGUAGUUGACAACGCUUUUCUCCCUGGUAACAAUGAUAUUAGUGCCACGUCUGGUCAUAGUUACACGGCGUGUUUCUAUAGAUGUGAAGCAAAUCCAAAUUGUCAAUCGUUUGACUACGGUAUAAGUAGCGGACAAUGCAUUUUGUCAAGUAAAAAUCAUGAUGAUUCUUCUGUGUGGUGUGGCACAGGUGCACUUUACACUGAAAUAAGCAGAGAACUUUGGAAUAAUUUCAGUCAGUCAUAUACAUUGAAGGACAUCAGCUCCGUAGGAUGUGCUUUCGGCUCCUAUUAUUUCGUUAAUAAAAAAGAAAUUAAUGGCCAGACAGCUUAUUCAACUUUUUCCUUCAAACCAAAUCCAUAUCACAACCUUGUAAUCGAGGCUCAAAUGUAUGCCCGCUCGGUCUUGGAUUGUUCACGUUUAUGUAUGGUAUCUUCUACAUGUACCGCCUUUUCAUAUACUAACACUAAGUGUCUACUAAAGAAACUGAUCUGAACUUUAAUGGAAUUCACCCCAAAAUUAUUUACUUCUCCAUGAAAUGUGAGCAAGACUUCAACGGAUCACGUUUGCUAAUAAUAA